Molecule: messenger RNA, 1260 nt
Organism: Epithele typhae
Lineage: Eukaryota; Fungi; Basidiomycota; Agaricomycetes; Polyporales; Epitheliaceae
Product: PrpF protein
Exons: 1
Coding region: 1-1260 (419 amino acids)
Source: RefSeq, a predicted model, not a curated record
AUGCUCGCGUCGGUCCUGCCACGAUGUACGCCCAGAACUGCGACACCGAUCGCAUACGCCAGGCGCUUUCAGUCGCACCUCGCCGGGACUCUUCCUGCGACGUUCCUUCGAGGUGGAACCUCAAAGGGUAUCUUUUUGAAACGGGAGGAUGUUCCAGAAGAUCCAGCGGCGUGGACUCCCAUCUUCCAAGGCAUCAUGGGCUCUCCUGACGACAUUUAUCGUCGUCAGCUGAACGGCAUGGGCGGCGGUGUCUCGUCGCUCUCCAAAGUCGUCGUCGUCGGGCCCCCAACGUCCCCCGCGGCCGACUACGACGUCGAGUACACCUUCGUCCAGGUCGGCAUCGACGACGGCGCGCUCGACCUCUCCGGCAACUGCGGCAACCUCUCGAGCAUGGUCGGCGUCUUCGCCCUCGACCACGCGCUCUGCGCGCCCCGCCUCGCAGGCGACUCCGCCACCGUGCGCUGCCUCAACACCAACACUAACAAGCUCAUCGAGACCACCUUCCCCGUGCUCCCCGGCACCACCGCCGUCGCGGACCUCGCACGCCCCGAGGCCGAGACCGCGGGCGUCCCCGGCAAGGCGUCGCAGAUCCUCCUCAAGUUCGUGCGCCCCGGCGGCGCACGAACAGGAAAGCUGCUGCCCUCCGGCCGCCCGCGCGACGCGCUCAUCCUGCCGCUCCACUCGGCCCCCGGCCUCUCCGCCUCGCUCGUCGACGCGACGAACCCGACGGUCUUCGUCGCCGCGCCCGACCUCGCACGCGCGCUCGGCAUCGGCCUCGGCCGCGGCGACGAGGAGGCUGCGGCGCUGGCGACGUCGGCGCAUCUCACGCGCCCAGACGUCGCGACUGCCGUCGAGCGCGUCCGGCAGGCCGGCGCGCGUGCGAUGGGGCUCGACCCGCUCGCACGCGCACAGCCGAAGAUCGCGGUGCUCCGCGAGCCCACGGACGAGGAGCUCGCGCGGGGGGUCGACGUCGGCGUGCACGCGUUCUCGAUGGGCGUCGUGCACAAGGCGGUGCCGAUGACGGUCGGGCUCUGCUUGGGCGUCGCUGCGGGCGUGCCGGGGACCCUCGCGGCGGAGAUCGUGCGGCGGGCGCGCGAGCGGAGGGGGGUGGUGGGGGGCGACGGGGGCGGGUUGGUUAGAAUUUGUCAUCCGGGAGGGGUGGUUGACGUGGGCGCCGAGUUUGACGAGGCGGGGGAGGUGGUGAAUGCGCAAGUGGUCAGGACGGGGAGACGACUGAUGGAGGGUAGUGUGUGGUAUUGA